Magnolia sinica is the source of this 1270-nucleotide messenger RNA. RefSeq names its product peroxisomal membrane protein 13. Gene Ontology annotation, cellular component: peroxisomal importomer complex; peroxisome; peroxisomal membrane. Bases 127 to 1023 code for a protein of 298 amino acids. Gene Ontology annotation, biological process: protein import into peroxisome matrix, docking. The transcript is spliced from 5 exons. The record is from RefSeq and is a predicted model, not a curated record. Lineage: Eukaryota; Viridiplantae; Streptophyta; Magnoliopsida; Magnoliales; Magnoliaceae.
AUCACCAUUUUAAGAAUGGUGUGAAACGCACAAAAUAAUGUGAGGGCAUUCCAUUUGUCGGCUUUGGGAGAGAGGAGAAGAGAAGAGGAGAGGAAAGCUCCUCCACGCUCAUGUCGUUGUUCUGCCAUGGAAUCCAGACCUCAGCUAUCAGGUAAUAUUGCUCCACCAAAACCCUACGAACGAGCUGGGACCUCAUCUGGUCCUGCACCUUUUAAACCUCCAUCCCCUGGUAACACAAGUGAUGUUGUUGAGGCAUCGGGAACUGCAAAACCUGGAGAAAUCGUUUCUACCGCUGCGAGGAGUUCUCCUGUAAACACAAAUGCUCUUGGAAGGGCUGUACCUACAAGGCCUUGGGAACAGAACUAUGGAAACAGCCUUGGAGGCUAUGGUUCAAGUCUAAAUCAGAAUUCGGGCUAUGGCUCUGGAAUGUACAGUUCCUAUGGUGGCUUUGGAGGAGGGUCGUAUGGAGGUGGGCUCUAUGGUAAUAACAUGUAUAGAGGUCAAUAUGGCAACUCAUAUGGAGGUUCUGGUUUGUAUGGAGGUGGGAUGUAUAACAGUGGAUUUGGAGGCCCUAUGGGUGGUUAUGGCAUGGGAAUGGGCACGGGCAUGGGCAUGGGCAUGGGCAUGGGUGGUCCAUAUGGUGAUCAAGAUCCAAAUAAUCCAUUCGGUCCACCUCCCUCACCACCAGGAUUUUGGAUUUCCUUCCUUCGGGUGAUGCAAGGUGUUGUAACUUUCUUUGGUCGGAUUUCAAUCCUCAUUGAUCAGAAUACCCAGGCAUUCCACUUGUUCAUGUCAGCGCUUCUUCAGCUAUUUGAUCGAUCCGGGAUGUUAUAUGGCGAGCUUGCGAGAUUCGUGCUAAGGUUGCUCGGGGUCAAAACAAAGCCAAAGAUGCACCACCAACCGGGACCACCUGGAGCACUCCCUGGCCCUGAUGCAAAUGGGCAGAACUACAUCGAGGGGCCAAAAGCUGCAAGUGGCUCAUGGGACACUGUUUGGACAGAUGAUGGGAGUAAAGGGAGGUGAACUUGGCAUCAUGCAGAUAUGAACGGCCCUGAAAUGCAGGGGCCAGAGGUUUGAACAUUGCCGGCCAUAAGUUGGAACUCUUGGAAGAAAUGAUCACUUCUGCUAGCUUUAAGGGAAUUAUAUGUAGACAGAUGCAUGUAUUAGUACUGCAACAUGGGAUAUUGGCUUUUAAACGUUGCUUUUCUUUAGAAAUAUAAGAUUUAUAUCAACCCAUCGUUUGUAAUAAAAUGUGGAGAUGUUUCAAUGC